Polistes dominula (European paper wasp) is the source of this 1441-nucleotide messenger RNA. RefSeq names its product tRNA methyltransferase roswell (gene rswl). NCBI's taxonomy places the organism in Eukaryota, Metazoa, Arthropoda, Insecta, Hymenoptera, Vespidae. Gene Ontology annotation, biological process: positive regulation of mitochondrial translation; mitochondrial tRNA 5'-end processing. The record is from RefSeq and is a predicted model, not a curated record. Gene Ontology annotation, cellular component: nucleus; mitochondrion; nucleoplasm. Gene Ontology annotation, molecular function: tRNA binding.
AAUGAAGAUUUCUACAGUAUCUGCUUUUGAUGGACAAAUUUUCAAUUGAAUGUUGAACCACUAGUUUUAUAUAUUUAUUCUAUGACUUAACAGUUUAGUGCACGCAUCGAUAUUAUGAAUAGCAAUUUAAUAGUUUGGACUUUAUUUCAGUGUUAAGAAAUAAACAAUUAAAAAUAAGUUAAAAUAAUUAAAUACAAAAUGUUUAAUUACGGUCUUAGGCAUAGUAUGUUUUUAUUUCAAAAAUUACAAUCUACUUUAUCAUUUUCAUUUAAUACGAUAAAUAAAACAUGUUUUAACCUUAAUGGAAUUCAAAUAAGUGAUUUUAUAAGACGUAACUUGUGUCAAACUGUGCAAAUAAAGUCGAAAGAAGAAAUAGAUGAAUUUCAUCAAAAAGAAUUAGAUAAACUAUUAGAAAAUCCUGCAUACAGUAAAGCGUAUAAAUUGUUACAAUAUGAAAUAGAAUAUAUGCGAGAAAUGAGCGAAAAUGUUCCCAAAGUCAUUCGACCAAAAGAUUAUAUAUAUUUAUUAAACUCACCUUCGAAAACUCACCAAAGGAAACAUAUUCGAUUUCUUUUUUGCAAUGAAAUUAAAAGAGAAAAUUUGAAAGAAAAAAGGAAACAAAAAUCAGAAGAAUUACGUUUAGAAUUGGAAGAAUACAGAAAAGUAUGUCCUAGUGGUUUAUUAUAUGGUCUUGGACACAAUUCUCUAUUCCUGCGAAUAUAUGACCAAACCUUAGAUAGUUAUUUAAACUAUAAUUCAGCGAUAUAUUCGAGGUUUGAACCAAAGAUAGUAUUCGAUUGUGGAUACAAUAAUGUCAUGUCACCAUUUGAAAUAAAGAAUUGUGCUAGACAAUUAGUACUAUCUUUAGUCUUCAAUCGUCAGCAUAGGACUCCAGCUGAACUUUAUUUCUGUAAUGCAGCACCGGAGAAUGAAAUAGUUACAACACUUCUUAAACUGGUACCAAAUCUUUAUGAAGAUACUUUUCCAGCAAAUGUUACUCCUCUUUCUUAUCUUGAUAUGUUCGAUAAAAACGAAUUAGUUUACCUAACACCUCAUUGUAAAACAGAAAUGACACAUUAUGAUCCUGAUAAAGUUUAUAUUAUUGGUGCAAUGGUCGAUAAGGCAUCUCCUCAACCUUAUUCUUUAGCUAAAGCUAAAAAGGAAAAAUUACGUAUGGAGAAACUGCCAUUAGAUAGAUACUUAAACUGGGGUUCUGGAAGUAACAAAUGUCUUACCCUCAACCAAGUUUUAGCUAUAUUAUUAGAUAUAAAAUAUACUAAAGAUUGGAUGACUUCUUUAUUUAAUCAUAUUCCAAUUAGAAAAUUACAGCCAGAACAAAGAAUGGAUAGAGAAAAAUUUUAUGAGAAAAUUACAGCCAGAACAAAGAAUGGAUAGAGACAAAUUUAUAAAAAAAUUAUAAAUAAUAAUUUUUUAAUUGUAU